This is a messenger RNA of Ruditapes philippinarum (Manila clam), 4330 nucleotides long. RefSeq names its product oxysterol-binding protein-related protein 1-like. The record is from RefSeq and is a predicted model, not a curated record. Gene Ontology annotation, cellular component: cytosol; intracellular membrane-bounded organelle; membrane. Gene Ontology annotation, molecular function: protein binding; sterol binding. The coding region runs from base 200 to 3154 and encodes 984 amino acids. The transcript is spliced from 28 exons. Lineage: Eukaryota; Metazoa; Mollusca; Bivalvia; Venerida; Veneridae.
UGCGAUUGCACGUCUGUCUGUCAAGAGUUGUCCGCCCUCAGGCGUGAAACGAAAGUAGAGAUAUUGUAGAGGUAUUGAAAACAACCAGAUAACGUCAUGUGAUCGACAAUGAAAAUCACAGGGACUCUAUUAUUUUAAUGUCUGUUGUGUUAUUGCGCUAGAAAUUGAACCCAAAUAUUUUCUAUGAUAUCAGAUAGAAAUGUCAGGGACAGAAUCCACUGAUGAGGAAAUAUCUCUGGAGGAAUCACUGUUAUUGUGCUCAAGACGAGGACAAGCCAACAUUAUACGUGACAUAUUACAGAGUAAAAAGGAAGGCAAAGUUGAUCUUGAUAUUAACUGUAAAGGUUCACAGAAAGCAAACAGAGGAUGGACCCCGUUGCACCUGGCAUCAUACUUUGGUCAUCCAGAGGUAGUCCAGAUACUUUUAGAGUAUGGUGUAUCAGUAAAUGUAGUAAACAAUGUUGGGGACACAGCUUUACACAAAGCAGCUCACACUGGCAGACUGGAUGUGGUGACUUUAUUGUUGCAACAUGGGGCUGAUGUUUCAAUUAUUAAUGCUGAAGGAAGCACUGCCAAGUCACUUGCCAAAACUCCGGAAAUCCAAAGACUUAUUCGGGCUGCAGAAGAACAUGAUGCUAGUCGACUGGAAGAGGAGUUUAUAUCAUCUGUCAGACUGGGACAGAUAGAACAUAUAGAACAUCUAAUGUUGGAUGGAAGAUUUAAUGGGAAGAUUAAUUGUCAGGACAGUUUUGGGAAUACAGCAUUACAUGUGGCAGCUCAGGCAGGGCAGAAAGAGGUAGCAGUGUACCUAUUGCAACAGGGGCUAGAUACAGGCACAAAAAAUAAACAAGGAUUUAUACCAGCUGAGGUAGCCAAAACAGAACAAAUGAAACAGUUACUUCAUGUCAAACCAAAGAAAGAUGUCAUAAAAAUACCGGCUAGAUAUGAGGGACUUCUUAUAAAGAAGAAGUUUGUGAGAAGUAAACCAUUGUGGGUUGUAUUAGAGAGAGGGGUACUGUCUUAUUUUCAUAACAGAGGGGAUGCUUCAACAGGCAGUAAAAGGCGGGGAAUGAAAUACCUUGAUAAUGCUCAUUUAAUGGUGUCAGAGGAAAACAGUUAUGAUUUUAUGAUAAGAUUUUCUGAUGGAACAAACCACAAAUUGGGUGUUGAUCCUGGAGCUAAGGAAGUGCAAGUGGGCCGGGAUCCAACCACAGGAGAAAUAGUAACAAGACAGAUGUGGAUCAAUUCAUUAAAAGAACAUAUAAACUACAAUACCCACUAUAUACAUAAAGGUGAAAUGUUGAAGACAGAGUCAUUUGACCAGCUAUCUGUUGUCACUAUGCAGACUGCCCUUCAGGAGGCACAAGCCCAUCAAGAUGUGCUGGACUCUCAUGUAUCACAAUUGUGCAACUACCUCACACGAUCUCAACAAACAUCUAAACUUGUGACAGUAACAGACAAUGAUGGAAAUGUUGUGCAUUUAGAGGAAGAACUACAGAAAACAGUAAAAUAUUCCCAGGAUAUGUGUUCAUCCUUAAACAAGUGUCUUAAUGUUUAUACUCAGGAACAAGAGGAGAGAGAGAAAUUACUACAUGAGGAGAAAGAAAAGAAUCGAGUGUUACAGGAGGCCUUGCAUGCAUUAGCAAUAGAACAUCAUGAGCUGGAGAGAACAUAUUCACAUAAUAUACGAGCCAGAAGUUUCUCCAUAGAUGAUGAUGAAUUUUUUGACUGUGAUGAUUUGGAUGAAGAUGUUGAUAUUCAUCUUCCAUUAUCACCAACUACACGUUCAAUGAUGUCUGAUAACUUGUCAUUUAAGUCUUGCCAGGUUGAUUUAGAGGGUGGAAACAGAGGGCGUGUUUCACCUUUGUCCUCAAUCUUCCAUUACCAUGUACAAUUAGGUGGCAGGAAAGAGCUACCUAAAGAGAUGUUUGACAGAAAUGACUUCAGUUUUUGGAGUAUACUGAAACAAUGUAUAGGAAAGGAAUUGUCAAAGAUUACGAUGCCAGUAGUGUUCAACGAACCUCUUACAUUCCUACAGCGAAUCACUGAGUACCUGGAAUACUCAACAUUAAUUAACACAGCCUCUAUGCAAGAUGAUCCAGCUGACAGAAUGAUGUAUGUAGCAGCCUUUGCAGUUUCUGCUAUAUCAUCUAACUGGGACAGGAUCGGAAAACCUUUUAAUCCAUUAUUAGGAGAAACUUUUGAACUUAAUAGACCUGACUUGGGCUUUCGACUGGUAACAGAACAAGUGUGUCAUCAUCCACCAAUCAGUGCUUUCCAUGUGGAAUCUGAUGUGUUCAAAUUUCACGGGUCCAUUCAUCCAAAAUUGAAAUUUUGGGGUAAAUCUGUAGAGAUUAACCCAAAAGGAGUGAUUACGUUAGAGUUACUCAAACAUGGUGAAAUUUACACCUGGCAGAAUGUAAAUUGUUGUGUACAUAAUGUGAUAGUAGGAAAGAUCUGGAUUGAGCAUACUGGGGUAAUGGAAGUAAUUAAUCAUAAAACCAAACAUAAAGCUGUGUUAAACUUCAAACAAGGGGGCUGGUUUGGUAAAGAUCUGCAUAAAGUUGAAGGAUUUGUUUAUGACUUCAACAAACAGAAAGUGAAGUCACUAUAUGGGAGUUGGGUGUAUGAUUUGUUUGGAAUAGAUAAUUCUAAAUAUGAGGAAUUUCUCAGUUCAAAACCAAUUAGCCCAAAACACACAGUAUCUGAAAAUGGAAACAAUGACUCUGAGGUGGAGGACAACAUUCCCACACACCAUUUUUCUACAUUUAAUCUCAAUAUACCAGAUCAGGUAGUAUUAUGGAGAGCCACUCCUCGUCCUGAGAAAUCCGAUAAGUAUUUCAGUUUUACAGCAUUUGCUAUAGCAUUGAAUGAGUUAAAAGAUUUUAUGCUGGACACAUUACCUCCCACAGAUUCCAGGUUACGUCCUGAUGUAAGAAUUCUAGAGGAAGGAAAUAUAGACUUGGCUGGGGAAGAAAAGAACAGAUUAGAGGAGAAACAAAGAGCUGCAAGAAGGGAGAGAAAGAAAAGACGGGAUGAAUGGACACCACAGUGGUUCAAGCUUGAAAGACAUCCAGUUACACAGAAAGAAGACUGGUUAUAUACAGGGAAAUACUGGGAUAAAGACUGGACAAAAUGUCCUGACAUCUUCUGAUGUAGACAAAUACAUUAGAUGGAAAUAAAAACAAACGCAAUCAUUGAAUCUUCAGUGCAUACAGUCUGAUUGGUGGAAUGUUUUCAAAUAUGGAAAAAAAAGACAACGUGGAUUAUCAUAUCAUGACAGAAAUGGGAAUUUUCUUAUGUUGGAAAAGAUCUUCAUUUUUGGAUUGUAACAUAUUUGAUAGAACAAUUUACAUGUAGAUUUUGUAAUUAAUGUAAUUAAAACCCUCAUAAGAAUAGUUUUUUUGUUUUAAAAAAUCUAAUCUAUGAAUAAUUAUCAUAAAUUUGAAAAGCACCAUUUUUAUUGCAGGGAAUCAUUCUUGACUUUUGAAACUAUUGUAAAUAAGUAAUUAGCAGACAUAGCAGAAAAUAGCAGAAUAUUGUUUAGUUAAGCUUUUAUGGAUGGAUGUUUAUAUAGCUAGUGUUUCCUAUAUCAUAUCAAUUUUAUCAGUGCUUAGGGAGUUUUUAGCUAGACUUUUUCAAAGAAAAAAAAUAUAGCUAUUGCUACAGUCAUGUUGUCUUUGCUGUCCGAAAACUUUUAAUGUUGGUCAUAAUUUUUUUUUAUUUCUCGAUGGAUUACCUUCAAAACAACCUUUGGACAAUACUUUCAAGUUGACCAGACUAACCUAGACAUUCACUAAAAAUUGACCUUGACCUUCAAUUUGAUUUUUGCUAUAAUUGGCUAUAAAUGUAUUAAUGGAUAGCUUGUCUCCAUACUUGGACACAAUAAUCCUGAGGACAAGACCUUUAUGAGUAACAAAUUAAUUAUGGCCAUUACUCAAAAUAAACCUUGACCUUGAAGGUCAAUUAAUUGAAUUUCGCUAUAAUUGGUUAUAACUUUUGUUAUUUAUGAAUGGAUGUUCUCAUAUUUGAGCACAUCUUCCUGAAGGACCAUGUCUUAAAAUAGAUCAAACCCAAUUUGACACUGACUUGUAAAUUAACUUGACGGUCAAAUUUUUAUAAUUUCAGUUUUUUUAGCUCACCUGAGCAUAUGCUCAGGGUGAGCUAUUAGGAUCACUCUUCGUCCGUCGUCUGUCGUCCGUUGUCCGUUCACACUUUUCAAAUGACAUCUUCUCUGAAACCAUAAGGCAGAUCAUAAUGAAACUUCACAGGGAUGUUCCUUGUGUGAAGCCUUAACAAAGUUGUUCAAAGAAUUCCAUUCCAUGCAGAA